Oncorhynchus mykiss (rainbow trout) is the source of this 4159-nucleotide messenger RNA. Its product is annotated as brain mitochondrial carrier protein 1. Gene Ontology annotation, biological process: transmembrane transport. The record is from RefSeq and is a predicted model, not a curated record. NCBI's taxonomy places the organism in Eukaryota, Metazoa, Chordata, Actinopteri, Salmoniformes, Salmonidae.
ACCCUUCCAAAUGGUUCCGGAAACUUCCGGUGCCCUCUGUUCCUCUUUCGGCACAAAUCCACUAGAAAUGGAAAGCUACGUAGCCGGAUAACUUUUGUGUUGUUUUAUUUAUUGAAUAAACCCACUUGAUGUCGAAGAUAUGGAAUCCAAAAUAAAAUAGCAGUGCACAACUUUUAUUUACAUUACUGCAGGGCUCCAUCACGUAGAAGCGGCCACCACCGAAAUGACCAACCUGAACUGGAAACCGUUCAUCUACGGAGGGAUGGCCUCUAUUGUCGCAGAAUUCGGUACAUUCCCCAUAGACCUGACUAAGACGCGGCUGCAGGUGCAGGGCCAGUCCCAGUACAUGGAGGUGCGCUACCGGGGCAUGUUCCACGCCCUGUUCAAGAUCGGCAAGGAGGAAGGCAUCAAGGCACUGUACUCUGGCAUCUCCCCAGCUCUCCUGAGGCAAGCCUCCUACGGGACCAUCAAGAUUGGGACAUACAACACACUGAAGAGGUUAUUUGUGACCCAUCCGGAAGAUGAGACCAUGGUGAUCAAUGUGUUCUGUGGAGUGGUGUCUGGAGUCUUGUCCUCCUCUCUGGCCAACCCCACUGAUGUCGUCAAGAUCCGUAUGCAGGCACAGGGCAGUCUGUUACAAGGCAGUAUGAUGUCCAACUUCAUUAGCAUCUACCAGACAGAGGGAACCCGUGGCCUGUGGAGGGGCGUCAUCCCUACAGCUCAGCGGGCAGCCAUCGUAGUGGGAGUGGAGCUUCCUGUCUAUGACAUCACUAAGAAGCACCUCAUCAAGUCUGGCACCAUGGGAGACACCAUACUCACACACUUUAUUUCCAGUUUUAUGUGUGGCCUGGCGGGGGCGCUAGCCUCCAACCCAGUGGACGUAGUGCGGACACGUAUGAUGAACCAGCGAGUGCUGUCAGGGAACCCCAUGUAUAAAGGCACGCUGGACGGAGUAAUGCAGACAUGGAAGAACGAGGGAUUCUUUGCCCUCUACAAGGGCUUCUGGCCCAACUGGCUGCGUCUGGGGCCAUGGAACAUCAUUUUCUUCAUCACGUUCGAGCAGCUGAAGAAACUCAACUUGUAGUUGGAACAGGAAGUGGACACUCCGUCGGAUUAGAUGCAGGGAUGGGCAACUCCAGUCCUCGGAGGCCGGAGUGUUGUCCCACUUCUUCCCCAUCCCUAGAAAACACAACUGAUUAAGGCCAGGCACCAUACCCUAUUGGGGAUUUAAAAAAGAAAUCUUAAUCAUAUAACAAUCAACUUUUCCUAGUUGAAUGUAGACAAAGUUUUGUAUAAAUGUUUGAAAUAUUAAGAUAUGCAAAUGAGGUAAUAAGUAUACAUAUUUGCAUACCAUACAAAUUCAUUUUUUAUAGAUGCUGGAUGAAUUCUGCCUAGACGUUUGUUUCAGAUUAAGACACUCCAGGACCGGACUUGUCCAGAGCAGAUUCUGGAUAAACUUUGUAUCUUUAAAAUACUAAAGACUAUAGUAAAACAUUUAAAAAAAUGUUAUCUAGAAUUUAAAAAAGUUACAUCAACAAUUCCCCCUGGGCAAGUCUGGAGAAUGUAUCUAAGGAUAACUACACACAAUUCAAAAGCAGAUGCUUCUGAAGCUGAGAAAAACAAGUUGGCGGUGUGGUGCCUGGCCUUAAACUGAAGAUCAUGAUUAGUUGAUUAUUGGAGUCCAGUGUGUUAGCUUGGGCUUAGGUGUGACAACAAUCAGGCCCCCGAGGACUGGAGUUGCCCAUUACUGGUCUAUAGUGUGUUGGAGAGCGGGAAACCCCACAACACCCCAGCCCACGUGUCAAACUCAUUCCACGGAGGGCCGAGUGUCCAGGUUUUCGCUUCUCCCUUGUACUUGAUUGAUGAAUUAAGGUCACUAAUUAGUAAAGAACUCCUCACACCUGGUUGUCUAGGUCUUAUUUGAAAGGAAAAACAAAAACCACUAGGCCAGAGUUAUUCAACUCUUACUCUACGAGCCUGCUGGUUUUCUGUUCUACCUGAUAAUUAAUUGCACACACCUGGUAUCUCAGGUCUAAAUCAGUCCCUGAUUAGAGGGGAACUAUGAAAAAUGCAGUGGAACUGGCUUUGAGGUCUAGAGUUGAGUUUGAAAACACUAGGCCCUGCAUGGAAUGAGUUUGACGCCUCAGCCCUUCGUCCUUGUUACAUUCACAAUCCCUCCCUCUGUCACACAAUCUAUAUGUCUGUGCAUGCUCAUCUAAGUGUUAUUUUAGUUUUAUUUGAACUUUUAAUAAUAUUGAUAGUAUAAAAAAACAAACAUUUAAAGUUAUUAGUUGUAUUAUGUUUUUUAAAACACUUAUUCAUACCCCUCAACCACCCUUGAGGCCUCUCCUGGCAGCUAAACAUUAGGUUGUAGCUGAGGACGGAAGCCUGUUUGGGCCAAUAGGUAUUAGCUAGGUAUGUUGCCUGCCAACUUGCUACCUUCUUAGUGAGGAGGAGGACUAUCCUGGGUGGAAUGGGAACUGGAGAUCUACUUGAGCUUAUUUAGAGAGAUGUGGAAUGGGCCUCUGAUUGUGUCUGACCUAGUUUUUAACCGCAUCUCUGCUCUGCAUGGGACAUGCAGGUAAAAGACAAAGGUUUUGUGUCAUUUCAGCCAGAAAGUAGUGCUCACGAGCCAAAACUGGUUCUGAAAAUUGUGCACAGUUGUGUAAAGUCAACUAUUUUGUACAUGUUCCGUCCUGAAAUUUAAAACAAAUAAAUCUUCCUACAAUUCGUAUGAUAUGUUACGUAUUCCAAUUCGUACAAUAUGUUACAAAUGUAAAGAUCUGGUUCAAUCUCUUUAAAUGUUUAGAAUUGUAGUUUUGCCAUUCUGAUCUGACAUUUGAAUAAUCUAUUCACUGUUUUGGGCAACACUAGCUAGCAGAGGAUGCAUGAUGGGUUAACUGGGUUUUUAUUGUCAAAUCAUUUAUUCUCAAUGACUUACCUUUUUAAUAAAAGGUUACAAUAGAUUCUGUUUAGUCUGUUAGAGGAACUCAGGACAAAGCUGAGACUGUAUCUGUAUGGCCAAUAAGAUGGGAUUGGGGACUCUUUUGUCAUUACUUGAAUGCGGUCUGUUGUUGAGCCAAAGCCACCAGUUGUUCCCCGAAGAGUGACUGCUUUCUGUGCAUGUAUACCUGAAUACCUGAUAAGUUGUUGGCGCACGCACAAAUUCUACUGUAAAAAACAUGUCACUUUUUUGUCAGAAGGUAGUAGAACUAUUGAAAGGUUUUAGAUUGUUAUUUUCCUUUGCCCUCUCCAAGUCCCCUGACCUCUGUGUGAAACAGAGUUCUGUUUUUUCUUGUCCAGAACAGGCAUUGCAGUGGAAGCAAUUAGGACAUUUCUUGGACCUGCCUGGUUGUCAUGGUGAUUCCCAUAAAAGUACAUUAUGUACAGAGAGACACACAUGUGAAGGUGGAUACACCAUAUUGUGACAGGCAUGUCUAGCUUGUACAUAAAGCUACUUCAGAGUACUUGCUUUUUGUUUCUAUUUUGAGGUUUGCGUAAAGCCCUGAAUAGAAAUGGCCUGGAGUACUAGGAUAUGGGGGCCGCAGUGCCAAAGUGUGCAUGUACUGUACUGCACCGUUGUUGUAAAGCUCUGUCCCUGAAUAGGUCUGAACUGCACUGUUAUAUACUUACUCCAGCCUUACACUUUACUUUCAUAAUGUUUAUAAUUUCUAUGAUGCCUCUUUCUGUGCCUCUGCCUCAUGUCCCAUGGUCAUGUUGAGUUGUGUUUUAUUAGAAUGACAAGUUUUGUUGUAGCAUUUCCAGAUCAUGUAUAUGGAUGUUAGGUGUGAGAGAUGUGGGUGUUAUGUACUGUGUAAUUAAUUGAAACCAACAUCCUGUUUUCUUUAGGUUUGAUUUUUACAGUUCAUGCUUACGGGCGGCAGAUGGCCUAGCGGUUAGUGUUCGGUCAGUGACUGAAAGGUUGCUAGUUCAAAGCCCUGAGCCAACAAGUUGAAAAAUGUGUCUGUGCCCUUGAGCAAGGAACUUAGCCCUAAUUGCUCCAUGAUCGCCGUUGAUAAUGGCAGACCCUGACCGUGACUCCACUCUCCAAGGGUGUCUGAGGGGGAGUUGGGAGAUGAAAAAAAAAAACAAUCACAAAUGCGUAUGAAUACAAACUUGUACAUGUAUGAAAUAGGACAAUUAUAAGCAUUCAGUUGUU